Messenger RNA from Drosophila guanche, 752 nucleotides. It is a transcript of the gene dgt4, whose product is annotated as augmin complex subunit dgt4. The transcript has a single exon. Bases 126 to 686 code for a protein of 186 amino acids. Lineage: Eukaryota; Metazoa; Arthropoda; Insecta; Diptera; Drosophilidae. The record is from RefSeq and is a predicted model, not a curated record.
AGUAUUAAUUAUGAAAUGACUUUGAUUGGGUUUUGCACUCCUUCACCCUCUCAUGUUUGCAUUGCGGUCAUCGAAAAAAAUAUUUCGAUAAAAUUGCAAACAUUUUUAAAAAGUCUCAUCGAAUAAUGGAAUCCUCCUCAUCUUUUGUAGCCACAGACAAUGGUCUCGAAGAUAUACAGUGCCUAAUGCACCUGGAAGCCCUCAAGCGUUUCAACGAUGACAAAAAGAUCGUGCAGCGCAUUGUGGAGGAGUCUGCGCGCAAUUGGCUGGAAGCCAAGUGCGAGUAUCAGCGCCACUACAGCCGCUUGGUCAGAGUCGCCAAGUGCACUAUGCUGGGCAACGCCAUAGCGGCCCAGAAAAGCGUAGCGCCCGACCAGGUAGCGUAUAUUUCCAGCGAUGUGCGAACAUUGGCUUCCAAAAUUUCCAGUGACAAACAAGCCACAGUCCUGGAUGAGAAUGCCAUUGAGAAAUGCACCGUUAACCUGGAGACGGGCCACAGAGCACGUUCGCUGCUCAGCAAGCAGCAGCGAAAUUGUGCUGAGAAUAUGGAAACCCACAAGUCGCUGCAGGAAUCGGUGGAGUUUGUGGAGAACGGCCUGGAGGCAGCCACACUGAAGGCACUGGACAAUCCGGUCAGUGAGCUGCCGCCGAGGGAGUCGAGCAAGAUUGAUGAUUCGUCGUCGUAAAUAUAUUUGGAAUACAUGAAUUCUUUGUACUUUAUUAAAAGCGCAACAGAUUUUAAAUGAAAACUA